Molecule: messenger RNA, 1320 nt
Organism: Cuculus canorus (common cuckoo)
Lineage: Eukaryota; Metazoa; Chordata; Aves; Cuculiformes; Cuculidae
Exons: 2
Coding region: 16-657 (213 amino acids)
Source: RefSeq, a predicted model, not a curated record
UUUCAAGCGUCCCGCAUGCCGAUUGGCUCUCCGCACGCCGCGCUCGUCGCGAGCCUCUGGGGCGCGUGCGCAACGGCGGCCUCGCUGCGUAUCCAGAAUAGCUCCGACCCGCCCGCCCCGAGGGCGGUGUUUGCGCUACCUGCGUAUUUUACGUACCGUCUCUCUCCACCGCCCGGCCGCCUCUAUACUCCAACUGCGUGGAUCGCCGCCCCGCUUACACACUUUUCUCCGCAAAGUCUCUGCCUCGGCCGGGUCUUUCGCUACGCAAAUCGCGUACGCCGAGACCACCCACCUGUGGCAACGCUACAACUACCGCCGCUUCCUCGCAGCCGCCCGGGCCUGGGGCCGCGCCGCCGCCGCGGAGGCAGGGCGCCGAGGUUCGUUCCACAUCCCGCGAGGCACCGGCCUCUUCCUUCUCCUGCUCCGUACCCGCCGCCCCGGGCCGAGGAAGAGGCGGUGCUGCCACCUCGCGUGGGGCCGGGGGCCAUUGUGUCCGGCCGCAAAGCCCACAGACCGUCGUGUGGCACCGACGCCGGGCUCGCAGACCGUCGUGUGGCACUUACUUCCAGCCCACAGAGCUUCGUGGGCACCGACAACAGGCUCGCAGACCCUUGUGUGGCACCGACGCCGGGCUCACAGACCCUCGUGUGGCACUGACUUCCACCCAAUAGACCUUCGUGGGCACUGACAACAGGCUCGCGGACCCUCCUGUGACACUAACUUCCAACCCACAGACCUUCGUAGGCACCAACAACAGGUUCGCAGAGCCUCGUGUGGCACCGACGCUGGGCUUGCAGACCCUAGUGUGGCACUGACAUCCAACCCAUAGACCUUCGUGGGCACCAACAACAGACUCGCAGACCCUCCUGUGACACUAAUUUCCAACCUGUAGACCCUUGUAGGCACCAACAGACUCGCAGGCCCUAGUGUGACACCAACACCAGCCUGGAGACCCUUUUUGUGAUACUGACACCUGGCCUGUGGACCCUCGCCUGACAACAGUGCCUGGCCUGCAGACCCUCGUGUGGCACCGACUCCCAGUCCACAGACCCUCGUGUGGCACCGACUCCCAGUCCGCAGACCCUCGUGUGGCACUGACACCCGGCCUGCAGACCCUCGUGUGGCACUGACUCCCAGCCCGCAGACCCUUGUGCGACACCAGCACUCGCUACAAGAAGCCCUCCUGUCACGGUGACCCACAGCUGCUUCCAAAGCCGCACGGGUCCUUGAGGAGUCGCUGAGCAGGACGACACUGUCAGCAGGCGGCCCGUGAGUGCAGUGUGUGGGUAUCGGUGCGCAGGGAGCCCGGGGCUGCUGUGC